This is a messenger RNA of Fraxinus pennsylvanica, 843 nucleotides long. The record is from the annotation of a GenBank genome assembly. Lineage: Eukaryota; Viridiplantae; Streptophyta; Magnoliopsida; Lamiales; Oleaceae.
AUGUCAGAUGCAAGAUACUUGAAGGCAAACUAUGCCGAUAGUGAGAAGUUUGAUGUCAGCAAUAGAGAUGUGAUUUCUACUCAACUUCUUCGACAACAAAGUUGGAAGGUCUGCCUCUGUUUUCUGCAAUUCCUUGAUUCUGCAGCCAUGGCUCGAAAUGAAGAGAAAGCACAAUCAAUGCUUAACCGUUUUAUUACAAUGAAAGAGGAGGAGAAGAAAAAACCCAAAGAACGCCGUCCAUUCUUAGCCUCGGAGUGCCGGGACUCGGCGGAGGCCGAUAAGUGGCGCCAGCAAAUCAUGCGUGAAAUAGGGCGGAAAGUGGCAGAAAUACAAAACGAAGGACUUGGAGAACACCGGCUCAGGGAUUUGAAUGAUGAGAUCAAUAAAUUGAUCCGGGAGAAGACGCAUUGGGAAAGGCGGAUAGUGGAGCUAGGUGGGCCUAAUUACACGAGGCACUCGGCUAAGAUGACUGAUUUGGAUGGGAACAUUGUUGACGUUCCGAAUCCUGGUGGUCGUGGCCCUGGGUAUAGGUAUUUUGGGGCUGCCAAGAAGUUGCCUGGUGUAAGGGAACUGUUUGAAAAGCCGCCUGAGCUGCGAAAGAGGCGGACAAGGUAUGAUAUCUACAAGAGGAUAGAUGCCAGCUAUUAUGGUUACCGGGAUGACGAGGAUGGGAUAUUAGAGAAAUUGGAAGGGCCAGCAGAGGAGAAGAUGAGGGCUGCUGCUGCCUGGUUUUCCUCCCUCAUUCCCAGUCCCCCGGCUUCAGUGUCGCCAUUGCUAGAUCCCAUUCGGCUUUUCUCCUUAACCCACUUAAUCUUCGACUUCGUGGUGGCUCAAACCCUCUAG